Molecule: messenger RNA, 627 nt
Organism: Staurois parvus
Lineage: Eukaryota; Metazoa; Chordata; Amphibia; Anura; Ranidae
Source: the annotation of a GenBank genome assembly
CCGGACAGCGGGCAUUGGGUCACCAGGCAUCAGGUCAUUUGGCUCGACAGCGGGCACCGCGUCAUCUGGCAAGGCAGUGGGCUCCGAGUCAACAGGCACGACAGUGGGCACCGGGUCAUCAGGUACCGGAUUGUCUGGCUCGACAGCGGGCAUCGGGUCACCAGGUAUGACAGCGGGCACGGGUCACCAGGCAUCAGGUCAUUUGGCUCGACAGCGGGCACCACGUCAUCUGGCAAGGCAGUGGGCUCCGAGUCAACUGGUAUGACCGCGGGCACUGGGUCAGACAUUGGAUCGUCUGACUGGACAGCGGGCAUCGGGUCACCAGGCAUCAGGUCAUUUGGCUCGACAGCGGGCACCGCGUCAUCUGGCAAGGCAGUGGGCUCCGAGUCAACAGGCACGACAGUGGGCACCGGGUCACCAGGCAUUGGAUCGUCUGGCUCGACAGCGGGCAUCGGGUCACCAGGCAUCAGGUCAUUUGGCUCGCCAGCGGGCACCGCGUCAUCUGGCAAGGCAGUGGGCACCGAGUCACCAGGUACGACAGCGGGCUCUGAGUCAAUUGGCCACGAUAGCGGGCACCCGGAUCAGGUACCGGAUCAUCUGGAUCAACAGCGGGCAUCGAGUCAAUUG